This is a messenger RNA of Diversispora eburnea, 1500 nucleotides long. The record is from the annotation of a GenBank genome assembly. NCBI's taxonomy places the organism in Eukaryota, Fungi, Glomeromycota, Glomeromycetes, Diversisporales, Diversisporaceae.
AUGAGCAGUACAGAAAAAAAGCGACCACCAUCAUAUGGCAAUAGAAAAGAUUGGAAGCCAAGAACCUUAGAAGACUUUGAAGAUGGAGGAGCAUUUCCCGAAAUUCAUAUAGCACAAUAUCCUAUGGAUAUGGGGCGCAAUAAAAUUAAUAAAAGUGGUGGAGCUCUUCCUUUACAAGUUGAUGCUGAAGGCAAUAUCCGUUUUGAUGAAAUCGCAAGACAAGGCCAUAAUGAAACUAAAGUAAUUCAUUCCCAAUUUAAAGAUUUGGUACCUAUGAACCAAAGAUCUGACAUAGAACAAGUAAAUUUGGAGAGGCCUAAUGAGGAUGAGGUUAAAGAAACAACUGAAAAAACGAGGGAUGCUUUAGAGAAGAUUGUUCAAGGCAAAAUUAGAGCAGCCCAACCAAAGAAUGUUAAAACUGACAAGCCAUCUGAACCAACAUAUAUAAGGUACACUCCUGGACAACAAGGCGAAUCAUAUAAUUCUGGUGCAGGACAGAGAAUAAUUAGAAUGGUAGAAAUGCCUGUUGAUCCAAUGGAACCUCCAAAAUUUAAGCAUAAAAAAAUUCCGCGUGGUCCACCAUCACCACCGGCGCCAGUGUUACAUUCUCCUCCUCGAAAAGUUUCUGCUAAAGAACAACAAGAAUGGGUUAUUCCCCCAUGUAUUUCAAAUUGGAAAAAUGCAAAGGGUUAUACUAUCCCACUUGAUAAACGUUUAGCGGCUGAUGGACGUGGAUUACAAGAAGUUACCAUAAAUGAUAAUUUCGCAAAAUUAUCCGAAGCACUUUUCGCUGCAGAUAGGCAUGCUCGUGAAGAAGUUCGACAACGUGCUUUGAUGAGAGAAAAAUUAUCUCAAAAAGAAAAGGAGGAGAAAGAAAAACGUCUUCGAAUGUUAGCGCAAAAGGCUCGAGAAGAAAGAGCUGGAAUUUCAAAAUCUACGAAUUUUUCUGGUUCAGUUGUUGCUGAAUCAGAGUCAGAGUCAGAAUCAGAUGAAGAAAAGGUUAAGGAGAGAGAAGACAUAAGGCAGGAUAGACGAAAAGAGCGAGAAAGAGAAUAUAGAUUAUCAAGAAUGGGUGCAGAACAAAGGGCCAAACAUCUAGCACGUGAACAAAACAGAGAUAUAUCUGAAAAAAUUGCAUUGGGUCUUGCAAAACCUACGGUCAGUAAAGAAAGUUUAUACGAUUCCCGAUUAUUUAAUCAAUCUGAAGGACUUUCAUCUGGAUUCAAAGAUGAAGAAGGUAAAAUCUGUGCUUCAAGUAUAUAUAAUCCUAAGAAGAAUUAUGACUCUGAUCAAUUUGGUGGUGGUAAUGAAGAGAGCAUUAACAAAAUGCUGAAUAACGAUAGAUUCGGUAUUAAUUCUAAAGUAUUCCAAGGAGCAGAUAAAACCCAGGUCAGAGAAGGACCCGUUGAAUUUGAAAAGGAAGAAGCUGAUCCAUUUGGAUUUAGCCAAUUUCUUGAUGAAGCUAAAAAAGGAAGCAAACGAGGAAUGGAUACUACGUAA